CGCGAACUGCUAGUGAGCAAAAAAAGUUUAAAAGAUAAAACUACAAAGUUAAGUGUUAGAAAAUAAAAAAAAACUAAAAUGAAAAGUUUAAUAUACAUUUUGGCGGUCUGUAGUGUCAUACAAUUAAGUCUAACACAAGUUUUGGAUGGAGGUGCUUGUAAAACCAAUAUACCCACAGUGAAGAAUUUUGAUCCUGCUAGGUAUUUGGGCCGCUGGUAUGAAAAUCAAAAAUAUCCAUUUAUUUUCGAAUUGGGCGGCAAAUGUAUUUACGCUGAAUACGCUUUAAUGGCAAAUGGUGACAUAAGUGUUUACAACUUUAAUAUAAAUCAACUUACCGGUAAACCAAAUGAUAUUAAGGGCUCGGCUAAAAUUGUGGAUAAUGCUAAAUUGAAAGUGAGAUUUAGUAGUAUGCCAGCCUUUAUUGGUGCAGCUGACUAUUGGAUUUUAGAUACAGACUAUGAUAACUAUGCUGUGGUAUAUUCAUGUACAGAUAUUGGCGGUUUAGUGAAUGGAAAAGUUGUUUGGAUUUUAACACGUGAACGCCAUCCUCAGCCGCAAUAUAUUGAACGUGCCAGAAGUGUUAUCAAGCAAAAUGGUCUAUCACUGGGGCCUCUUCACAAAACAGAUCAGAGUGGCUGUGAGAAGAGUCCUGGUUAUAAAUAAAUAAAGGUUUUAAGUACAAUGAUUGUGUAAAUAGUAAUAACAAUUAAAUAAAAGGUUUAGUUAAAGUAAUAAGA
Calliphora vicina (urban bluebottle blowfly) is the source of this 737-nucleotide messenger RNA. Its product is annotated as apolipoprotein D-like. The record is from RefSeq and is a predicted model, not a curated record. NCBI's taxonomy places the organism in Eukaryota, Metazoa, Arthropoda, Insecta, Diptera, Calliphoridae. Gene Ontology annotation, cellular component: cytoplasm. Gene Ontology annotation, molecular function: pigment binding. Gene Ontology annotation, biological process: lipid metabolic process; response to reactive oxygen species. Bases 79 to 663 code for a protein of 194 amino acids. The transcript has 6 exons.